Messenger RNA from Seriola dumerili (greater amberjack), 2489 nucleotides. Its product is annotated as transmembrane protein 198-like. The coding region runs from base 515 to 1543 and encodes 342 amino acids. The record is from RefSeq and is a predicted model, not a curated record. The transcript is spliced from 5 exons. Lineage: Eukaryota; Metazoa; Chordata; Actinopteri; Carangiformes; Carangidae. Gene Ontology annotation, cellular component: plasma membrane.
UAGGAGAGGAGAGGAGGGGAGGUGUGUGAGGGAGGAUCGUUAAGAUUUUCCAGAGACUUGUUGGAGUAGUUUGGUGUGGAGUCACCGACGGGAAGAACUCCAACAGUUAGUUUAGCUCCAGAGUCAGACUGGCUGUCUGAGGAAGACUGGGGGACUAACUAAACUAACCUUCCUCUCAGGUCAGAGAUAUAGUUUCACGCUUCAAAAACAGAUUUGCAUGAGGCGCGGAGAAGAACAAAACGAUGCCUUUUAAUGUCGAUAUUGUGUAGUCCGUGAUUUUGAAAAGAAGUUGGGAGAAAACCGGUUCUCCCUGGUACCCUACCGCCGCUUUUGUGUUUGUGAAUGGUGGGGUGUUUUUCCUGUUUGACAGGGCCGAUAGUCAAGGUUACAGCUGUCCAACACACAGGCUCCUCGUCCCCAAACCUGCUCAGAUGGACAUGAGAUAACACCACCAGAAGUUCAACCCUUGUCCGGAGCUUCAGCCAACCCCCGCAACCUCCCAUAUUCAGCCAGAAUGGCAGAUCCCACCGGGCUGAGCCCUGAAGGGGCGGGGGCGGGCAUAUCUGAGGUCAACGCCUGUAGCUUGGAGAUAGAGAGGAAGUAUGAUGUCAUCCCUGCAGUCAUCUGCUCCAUGUGUUGCCUGUUCGGCAUCAUUUACUGCUUCUUUGGUUACCGCUGUUUCAAGGCUGUCAUGUUCCUGUCAGGCCUGAUGUUCGGCUCUGUCAUCAUUUUCUUGCUGUGCCACAAGGAGCACGUGCUGGACACCCAGCUGAGCGUCGAGGCCAGUGCAGGAAUCGGCCUCGGUAUAGGCCUGCUGUGCGGUCUGGUCACUAUGCUGGUGCGAAGUGUCGGCCUCUUCAUGACUGGCCUGCUGUUGGGACUCCUCCUGGCCCUCGCUGCUCUGCUCGUCACUCACCAGUUCUACACUCCCACCACAGUCUGGGUGCCGCUGGGUGCUCUUCUGGGAACCGGCAUGCUGUUCGCUGUGCUGACACUGCAGUGGCAGAAGUUCUUCACCAUGCUCUCCACGGCUGUGUUCGGGGCAGCUAUCAUGACUGUGUGUGCUGAUUAUUUUGUGGAGAUGCUGGCACUGGCUACACAUGUGUAUGAAUGCUUGCGCCUCACACCCGGGCCGCCUCUCUGCUGGUACAGCUGGGUCAUCCUUGGCAUCUGGCCCGCCCUCAGCCUCAUAGGAGUCCUGGUCCAGUGGAAACUGACAGAUGACAGCUUCUCACACACUGAGGUUGUUAUCAGUCGGCGACAGAAGAGAGUCCAGCUGAUGCGGAUUCGAGAGAAGGACGCCAAGAAGCGACAGCAGGCAGGUGGGCAGGAAGGCACAUACCGUCGUAAACCCACCCCAGUGAAACGUUACGCUGGGGACCUACUGGCACCGAGCUACCUGCAAAGUCUGCGGGACAGACAGAUGGGCACAGGCACUUCCCUUAGCAGCCUGGGCACUGCCAACCACACCAUGAUCGACUUAGACUACGACACCGGCUCCACUGUGCCCCUCACAGCUACAACCCCAGUCGUCAGGGUCUGAGCAACACAGAGAUAACAGAGAAGAGACUACUUAAUGCUCUCUGGUUCCUCAACAGUGUCUCCCUAAUGUAGAGUAGAACCUAUAAACUGCUCCACUCAGCGAAGGGUUUUUAUCACCCUUAAACUGAUUUGGAGCGAGGAUGGAUUUUCUCCUAUCAGCGUGUGAGUCCUGGGUGAUGGUGAAAGAGAAUGCUGCUUUUUUGGGGGGAGAAAGCAGAAGUGUCAAGCUCCUGCUUGGUGACUGCUACAACCACUACAACCACUGUGUUUCUCAGAGAAACACUUAAAAACAGAUACUAACAAAGUAAAGUGAGGUCCUCCAUUUCCUUACAUUGUGUAUUAAAUACAUCACAGCAAGUACGAGCCGCAAAAACAGAUGUUUUUCUGUUUUGGUAGUGAAUAUGACAAAUCCAUUUGUUUGACAUGACAUGUACUGUACUAAAAAAGUUAGUCAUUGCCAUGAAGUGUUGUGUUAUUGCCUGGCUUACUGUGUAACUGUGUUGUCAUAGGAUUUAUGAUUGUGUGUUACCUUUUUAGAUGAAGCAUGUUUCAUGGUGAGUACAUGUAGAUGGAUACAUGGCGAUGAGUAUGUAAGUGAAGCAAAAACUAAAUGAUGCAAAUAAAAUAAACCGUUUGUAUUUAAAAAGCUCUUUGCAUGAGCUUUUAGCAGGAAGCUUUGUAGCAGCUCUCUAAUAAUUCUGUCACCUUUUUUGUUUUUUGCAAUGUAGCUCCUGUCAGAAUACAGUAGGUGAAGAUUUAAGACUGUUGCUUGUGGAGUAAACAUUUUAUAAUUUAUUUUAUAUAAUGACCAUUACCUGGUAGUGUUGGAAAAAAAGGACAAAAAAACAAAGCAUGUUUGAUGUUAAUUUGUAGAUUUUUAAAUAAUUAUCCACUUUGUUGUUUGAAUAUUUUGCAGGGGCACUUGUUACCUGAAUGUGUACAUACCU